CGCUUGUCAAAGCGAAACGCCACACCAGUUCCCGGAUUUCGAGCCGUGUGCUUUGCUCCGCCGUCAUCGUCGUCGUAUUCCAACGCAAACCGUGAAGAAGGAACGCGGUCUGUGCGGUUCUUCGUUCUCCCGUAGUCCUCCGGGUAGUUCAGUGAUAGUGUGCGUGUGUGUGUGUGGUUUUGUUCGGAAUUUUCUACCUAUUUUUCGCAAGGUGUAAGUUUGCGAUCCUAACCAGAAGCGAACCGGCAGCAACAUGUAUCACCUGAAGACGAUCGCCAAGAAUGCCACCAUCAAGCAGGAGGUGGCCACACUGGUAAAGGCCGUUGCGGCCGUCCAGCAGCCGAUGAUGGUGAACCAGCAGCAGCCGAAGCGCACGUACGCCGAGCACCAGAUCCCGGAGCGCCUGAAGGAUGUGUCGACCGCGGCCAACCCGCGCUUCUUCGACAUGGUGGAGUACUUCUUCCACCGGGCUUGCCAGAUCUGCGAAGACAAGCUGGUCGAGGACAUGAAGGGCCGUGCCUCGAUGGACGAGAAGAAGAAGAAGGUGAAGGGUAUUUUGAUGCUGAUGCAGCCGUGCGAUCAUAUCAUCGAGAUUGCAUUUCCGCUGCGACGCGAUUCCGGCGACUACGAAAUGAUCACCGGCUACCGUGCCCAGCACUGCACUCACCGCACACCAACCAAGGGCGGUAUUCGUUUCUCGCUGGAUGUGUCACGCGAUGAAGUGAAAGCCCUGUCCGCUCUGAUGACGUUCAAGUGCGCCUGUGUGGAUGUACCGUUCGGUGGCGCAAAGGCCGGUGUCAAGAUCGAUCCACGCAAAUACUCCGAACAUGAGCUGGAGAAGAUCACCCGCCGUUUCGCACUGGAACUGUCAAAGAAGGGCUUCAUUGGCCCGGGCAUCGAUGUGCCGGCCCCGGACAUGGGAACGGGUGAGCGUGAGAUGUCGUGGAUUGCCGAUACGUACGCCAAGACGAUCGGUCACCUGGACAUUAAUGCGCAUGCCUGUGUCACUGGCAAACCGAUCAAUCAGGGCGGUAUUCACGGACGUGUAUCGGCCACGGGUCGCGGUGUGUUCCACGGACUGGACAACUUCAUCAAGGAAGCGAACUACAUGGCCCAGAUCGGUACGACACCCGGCUGGGGUGGCAAGACCUUCAUCGUGCAGGGCUUCGGUAAUGUCGGUCUGCACUCGUGCCGUUAUUUGACGCGUGCCGGUGCCACCUGCAUCGGUGUCAUUGAGCACGACGGUUCGAUCUUCAACCCGCAAGGUAUCGAUCCGAAGACGCUGGAAGACUACAAGAACGAAAAGGGUACGAUCGUUGGCUUCCCCGGUGCUCAGCCGUACGAGGGUGAAAACCUGAUGUACGAACAGUGCGAUAUCUUCAUUCCGGCUGCCGUCGAGAAGGUGAUCACUGCUGACAAUGCUGGCCGAAUCAAUGCCAAGAUCAUUGCUGAAGCUGCCAACGGACCGACCACGCCUGCCGCCGACAAGAUCCUGAUCGAUCGCAACAUCCUCGUGAUUCCGGAUCUGUACAUCAACGCCGGUGGUGUGACAGUGUCAUUCUUCGAAUGGCUCAAGAACCUGAACCACGUCUCGUACGGUCGUUUGACGUUCAAGUACGAGCGUGAAUCGAACUACCAUCUGCUCGCCUCCAUUCAGCAAUCGUUGGAACGAUUCGUAUUUAGCGACGAAGAGAAAUCUGUGCAAGCCUCGCUGGAACGUCGCUUCGGUAACGUCGGUGGCAAGAUCCCGGUAACGCCUUCGGAAGCAUUCCAAAAGCGCAUCUCGGGUGCCUCGGAGAAGGACAUCGUGCACUCCGGUUUGGAUUACACAAUGGAGCGUUCGGCACGCGCCAUCAUGAAGACGGCCAUGAAGUACAAUCUGGGCCUGGAUCUGCGUUCCGCCGCCUACGUCAACUCGAUCGAGAAGAUCUUCCAGACGUACCGUGACGCUGGCCUCGCUUUCUAAGCCAUUCUUCCCGCCUGUCUUACCGUGUGUCACCAAUGUAAAUGGAGAGCACAGAGAAGAGCCACACAAAAACAAAAAACAUUCCACACGAUCGCAAAAAAUCGUCUUAAGACAAAUCGGCUCCAGCCAGUAGCAGCAAGUGUUACGAAAAUUUACCGGAAAAUCUAUCAACAGCAAGAUGUAUGCCUGCUAUCGGAUCGAAACGGAGAAACUCAGUUAAGCAGAACGUUAUUUCACGCAUUAGAAAUUUAAGGAUCCGUUUCCUCCUACCUCAUCGACGUGCCGAUGCGGAAUGCGCAAGUGAUGACUCUCACCACACAAUACAAUGUUAUAACAUUCCAGUAACGAUUUGGUAGAAAGUGAUGCAGUCUGUUGCAUCUCACACAUUCCAUUUUAGAUUAUAUGUUUGAUCAACAACGGUGUCCCAUGGUGCUUUUGCUUAAAUUUAAUAUUUUGCGACACUUCGAUAAGUUUUGUUUGCAUUCGUGUACUUACUACAUUCAACAACAUCGUGUGAUGCAUUCCAACUUGACCAUCCAACGGUAUACCUGCGGCAGUAGUAAUGCGUUUGUCGAGCGUGCACAACCGAAAUGUAUACAUUCCUCCUGCCCUCCUAGCCGAAGUCGACGAUGCCACCAGAACGGUCGGAACCCCUCAACCCAACAAACACAGCAGCAGUAUAUUUAGAUGUAAUGGGAAAAUUUAGCAAAUAAAACGUCCGCGCUUAAGAUGCGGACAGCUCUGGAAGGGUUUCCAACACACAAGAAAAAAAACGAAAAUCAUAUACUCGACGAUGGAGGGCUGCCGUGAGAACGGACCAAUGUACUACUGCUACUACAACACUUCACACUACCACUGUGUUCUUAUCGAAGACAAUUUUACAACUUCGCGCGCAGCACUAUUCAAACUAAACACACAGAGGAAAACCUUUAGCCCGCUUACCAGCUGGGAAAUGUGAAGACCGGUGAACAAAUACUGCCGCCAAUGGCAAACACUCAAACUAAGCAUAGCGAGCAAUCUUUACCCAAAAACUUUAACGGUACCAAUAGCUGACGCAACGCAACACUGAACAACUUUCAAUAAAGCGAAAGUAAAACAAACAAACAAACAAACUAAA
Anopheles funestus (African malaria mosquito) is the source of this 3083-nucleotide messenger RNA. It is a transcript of the gene Gdh, whose product is annotated as glutamate dehydrogenase, mitochondrial. The coding region runs from base 254 to 1966 and encodes 570 amino acids. Gene Ontology annotation, molecular function: L-glutamate dehydrogenase (NAD+) activity. The transcript has 7 exons. The record is from RefSeq and is a predicted model, not a curated record. Gene Ontology annotation, cellular component: mitochondrion. Gene Ontology annotation, biological process: L-glutamate catabolic process. NCBI's taxonomy places the organism in Eukaryota, Metazoa, Arthropoda, Insecta, Diptera, Culicidae.